UCAGAGCUCGCUGGCGUCUUGGUUUCAGGGUGGCCUCAAACGCUGAGCCCGCGACGCUGGCGCGGUCGAGCCACGAUGCCCAGUGAAACUCUCUGGGAAAUUGCAAAAGCCGAAGUGGGAAAACAUGGAAGUAGUAGAGGUGAAGGUGAUGGGCUUGAAGCUGGAGAAAAAUCUGUUUUCUUCAUUGGCAGUAAAAAUGGGGGAAAGACUACUAUUAUUCUAAGGUGUCUUGACAGGGAUGAGCCACCAAAACCAACAUUAGCUUUGGAAUAUACAUAUGGAAGAAGAGCAAAAGGGCAUAAUAUACCGAAAGAUAUUGCUCACUUCUGGGAACUAGGUGGAGGAACGUCUUUAUUGGACUUAAUCAGCAUCCCCAUCACAAGUGAUACCUUACGGACAUUUUCUCUUGUUCUUGUUUUGGAUCUUUCGAAACCUAAUGACCUUUGGCCCACCAUGGAAAAUCUGUUGCAAGCCACAAAAAGCCAUGUGGAUAAAAUGAUAAUGAAACUGGGCAAGACCAAUUCUAAAGCAGCUUCUGAAAUGAGACAGAAGAUAUGGAGUAAUAUGCAGAAGGACCAUCCAGAUCGUGAAUUAAUCGACCCAUUUCUAAUACCUCUGGUCAUAAUUGGAAGUAAAUACGAUAUUUUUCAGGAUUUUGACUCUGAGAAGAGGAAGGUUAUAUGCAAGACCCUUCGAUUUGUUGCACAUUAUUAUGGAGCAUCGUUAAUGUUUACCAGUAAAUCAGAAGCUCUAUUACUAAAAAUACGUGGAGUUAUCAACCAGUUAGCAUUUGGCAUUGACAAAAGCAAAUCAAUAUGUGUGGAUCAGAAUAAACCACUGUUUAUCACAGCAGGAUUGGAUUCUUUAAGUCAAAUAGGAUCUCCUCCUGUUCCUGAUAAUGAUAUUGGAAAGCUUCAUGCCCAUUCACCAAUGGAGCUGUGGAAGAAAGUGUAUGAAAGGGUCUUUCCACCAAAGAGUAUCAACACACUAAAAGAUAUCAAGGACCCUGCAAGAGACCCUCAGUAUGCUGAAAGUGAAGUUGAUGAAAUGAGAAUUCAGAAGGAUCAGUGGUCUGGAACCGAACCUGUAGUAUCUCUGAUGUAUGCCUGUAUAACCCAGUUGAAUGGAUCCAAUCUCCACUCUGACGAAAGGUCCAAAUGUCCUGGAGCCUGGAUCCCCUCACAACAUCAAAACUGACCUGGCUGAGGUCAUCAAGGUUGCUUCCUUGUUGCCACAUCUGGUGGGCACCUUCCUGUGUGCUGACCUCUCAAAAGCAUUUAUACCAUUGCUUGCCUUUCUCUGUAAAACUCUGUCCUCUGGCUUUGAUGCUACUUCAUCCUCUUGGUUUUAUCCCUCUGGUCUGGCUGCUUCUUCCCAGCAUCCUCUGGGUGACACUCAGGGUUCUUUCUUAGGCCUUCUGGUCUUCUCAUGUGACACAUUCUCACUGAGCAACAGAGCCCCAACUUGCCAGCCAGCAUGCAAGGGAGACACCUUGGAGGUAGAUUCUCCAGCCCUGCUCAAGCCUUCAGAUGACUAUAGCCCAGCAGACUUCUCACUACUACCUCAAGAGAUACCCCAGAUAGAACUAUCCAACAAUGUCACUUCCAAAUUUCUGACUCAUAGAAAUCCUGAGAGGUAAUAAUGAUUUUUAUUGUUUUAAGCCACUUAUUUCUGGGAUACUUUUGACAUAGACAUGGAUGGCUUGGGGUGCCUAGGUGGGUCAGUCAGUCAAGUAUCCACUCUUGAUUUUUGGCUCAGGUCGUGACCUCAGGGUUGUGAAAUCAAGCUGUGUGUUGGGCUUGUGCUCCACACACAAUCUUCUUGUCUCUCUCCCUCUGAUCCUCUCCCCACUGUGCACACU
Messenger RNA from Neogale vison (American mink), 1861 nucleotides. RefSeq names its product dynein cytoplasmic 2 light intermediate chain 1 (gene DYNC2LI1). Bases 76 to 1197 code for a protein of 373 amino acids. NCBI's taxonomy places the organism in Eukaryota, Metazoa, Chordata, Mammalia, Carnivora, Mustelidae. Gene Ontology annotation, cellular component: ciliary basal body; axoneme; cytoplasmic dynein complex. Gene Ontology annotation, molecular function: dynein heavy chain binding. Gene Ontology annotation, biological process: intraciliary transport involved in cilium assembly; intraciliary retrograde transport. The transcript has 14 exons. The record is from RefSeq and is a predicted model, not a curated record.